AUUUCCAGAUAUCAGCAGGAUAUUCUCUUGGUGAGCAAAAGGGGAGGGAUCAGCAUUGUCACUGAAGCCAAAUCAAGUGUAAAAUAGUUUCCAGCCAGACUGUUAGAAACUUCUCAGCUGAAACUGUCUGCUAUAAGAAGGAAGUGGUGAAUCCAGUACAGCUAAGUGGCAACAUGUCUGAGUUUCAGCAGCUGAUCCAGAACACCUUACCGUCUGCCAGAGAUGUUCUACGAGAGAACUAUAGCAACCUUCUCAAAGUGGCAGAUUUUUGUGACAGCAACUAUGAGCAGGCUCAAGAUAAAAGAAAAGCCCUAGAGGAAACCAUGACUUUCACAGUUCAGUCAUUAGCCAACGUGACCUAUCAAAUCAAUAACCUAGCCAGAAACAUCCUCAAAACAUUUGAUUUGCAGACCACUCAUCUCCAACAAGUGGAAGCCAACAUUUGUUCCAUUGAACAGGUUAUAGAAAUGCAUAAGGAGAAAGUGUCCCGUCGUGAAAUUGGGAUGCUUACUGUUUGCAAGACCUUUCCUCCCUAUCAGAAAAUCAUCUACCCAAAGAAACUUGAGCCUUUGCAGCCCUAUUACAGGAAACCACUGGACUUCAACACUCUGGAUGACAUUGGCCAUGGGAUCAAGAAGGAGCCAGAAGGUCCUAGAAGCAAUUCCGCCACCACUCAUCCCCGAAGGCCAACUCUCAACAGCUUCAUCUUUGUCGUCAAUAAGUAACGUCAAAGAAGUUUUGAACAGCACAAGUAUGAAAGGGCCUUCUGAACCUGAUCCACCACCACCACCACCACCACUGGAAGCAGAUGAUUUUCUUCUCCCCUCUCAAACAGAUUUUUUGCCACCUCCUCCUCCUGUUCAAGCGGAAGAUGUUCUUCCUCUGCCUUACCCUGAGACAGAUCUUGAUUUUCCAACUUUUCCUCUACCACCAUCCCUGGACAAUUCCAACUAUGGUCACCUGAAGCCUCCUCUUCUGCCACCUCCGCCUCCCCCAGAGAAAUUGUCGUGGGCUCCAGACACCUAUCUGGAGAAAGUUGUGACUCUUUACCCUUAUGUUCAGAAGAAGGAGGAUGAACUCUCAUUUACAGAAGGGGCCAUUAUUUAUGUGACAAGGAAAUACUCAAAUGGCUGGUGUGAGGGUGUGACAAGUGAUGCAGAGGGAUUUUUCCCAGAGAACUACACUGAACCUUUGCAAUGAAUGAGGCAGAAUGAAAGAGGAAAAAUGACAGGUUCCUAACACAAAUGGUAUGGAGAACGUGGAGUAGUCCCACAGUGAGAUAGGCUGCGAAUAAAUUUAACAAAUAAAUUUACAAAUGUUCUAGUUUAAGUUGCCAGGAAAUCAGUAUUUCUCUGACUUACUUAAACUAGGCUAAAAUCAAGCUAGUAAAAUGAAGGUGUCAAGAGGACUUUGGAAAUUUCCCUAAAUCC
Messenger RNA from Thamnophis sirtalis, 1430 nucleotides. Lineage: Eukaryota; Metazoa; Chordata; Lepidosauria; Squamata; Natricidae. The record is from RefSeq and is a predicted model, not a curated record.